AUGAACCUAAGUCCUUCAGACCAGAGUGUGCACAACUCCAGUGAAGGCUGUCUGGAGGAUGACAAACACGGCGUCCUGCUGCCUUGCUUACGCAGAAACAUCUACAAUGAGCCACUUUCCUCCUACUCCAACAGCUCAAUCAUAUCGCAACUUCUCCGAAAGAGCAUGCACAGCAAAAGACCACUUGAUGAAAGGCAUUUCUAUAUGCCCAACUCGACUGCCACUGACUCUGGGCAGGAGGACCGCAGCAGCGUGUCGUCAAAGGACAGCACGGCGGAGGCAUCCUCCCCCAAUUGCUACAUUUCCACGAGGUGCGGCACAGAGGGAGAGCCGCUCACGCCCGACCACCUUCAAGCUAAGCGAGCCCGUGUGGAAAACAUCAUCCGGGUGAUGGCAGGCUCUCCCAACAACAGGGCGCACGGGGACAGUGAGCGGCCCGACGUCGAUUCCCGAGACCCCCGGGAGUCUAGAGAGGCAUACCGGGAGAAUAAACGCAAGCAACGGCUACCUCAACAUCAGGAGCACAGCGUUGGAGGGCCGGUGAAUCGAAAAGCUCAAGGUGAUCGCGAUGAGACGAACGCCAAGGACGACGAGUGUCACAAACUCAAAGAGCAGCUCCGCAGCAUGCAAAAGCUUAUGCGUCAGCUCCAGGAAAAAGUCCUUCAAGUCUAUAAGCAGGAUGAUGCAGAUCUGGAUGACAAGGCAGCUGGAACCGCUGAUUGUCACACCCCGGUGGAAAGCUGCUACACGGGUCCUGAAGAUGGUUUGGAGAGGAAGAGCAAGCCGAGUCCAGAGCGUGACAAUAGAAUAAAAGCAGUUGGUCAUCUGGCUCACCAAAUAGAGAGUCAGAACCUUCGGGAAAUCUUGAAGCAGGAGCUGUCCAGAGCUCUGAAUGACUGCGUGGACCGGGUGCUGACCAAGGUGUCCUCAUCAGGACUCGAUGUGCCCUCUCAACAGCGCAUGUGCCCGUCUCCAGAGGUAAAGACUAACUUUAGUGCUGGCAGAAAGAACCAAGAAGAAGGUUCAAUGCAGGAGCACCUGCAGGCUGAAGAGUCCCCCACCAAGCCCCACUCUUUGGAAUAUUACGAUAACUCAGAGGCACACCAGGACCAGACAGAAGCGCUCUCACUGGUCGUUCGCAAACCAGUGACAACACCUCUGAGCUCAGUCACCUCCGCAGUGAAGCGGCCCUAUCCUGUGCAUCAGACGCCGUUCCAUUUUAACUACAGUGCCCCUUUGCAUGACAGUCAGAUACUGGAGCACCUUCUCAAGUACGGGCCGCAUUCUAACUUUGGAGCUCUCCACUGCAUACCCCAUUCGAUGGACGGAACCUCUCCAGACUCGGUCGACUUACCUUGGGACACCAUCGCCUUGAGAUCCAAAGUGACACCCGGUCAUCUCAGCCACCACCCUCGUCCCUCUGCGCUGGGGACUGUGACGGUCGACACUCUCUGCCUCCCUCACGUCAAACUGGAGUGUGGCGAGAUGCAAAAUAUGGCUGAGCGAAACCCCUACAUGUCCCUCAACAUCCAGGAGGGUCUCACCCCGAGUCACUUGAAGAAGGCCAAACUGAUGUUCUUCUACACUCGCUACCCCAGCUCCAAUGUCCUGAAGACAUUCUUCCCUGAUGUCAAGUUCAAUCGCUGCAUCACAUCUCAGCUGAUCAAAUGGUUUAGUAACUUCAGGGAGUUCUAUUACAUCCAAAUGGAGAAGUUUGCCCGCCAAGCCAUCGUCGACGGCAUCAGUGAAGUCAAAGACAUCACAGUCAGCAGAGACUCCGAGCUAUUCCGUGCACUCAAUAUGCACUACAACAAGGCCAACGACUUCCACGUUCCAGACAAAUUCCUCGAGGUUGCUGAAAUUACUUUGCAUGAGUUUUACAAAGCCAUUUCUGUGGCCAAAGACUCAGACCCAUCCUGGAAAAAGGCCAUCUACAAGGUCAUCUGUAAACUAGACAGUGACGUCCCAGACGAGUUCAAGACAUCCUCCUAUUUGUAGGACAAAGCGGAAAAACAUUGUGACAAAAAUACUGUCGGAACUGCUGACGGGCGGAAAGUUUGACACAUGAGUACUUUGAUCAUUUCAUUGUAGUGCUUUUUACUAGUGAAGUGAAACGUAGCUGUUGGAUGAUGUUAUUGAUUAUGGUAGUUUGUUAAUAUUCUUGUGGCAUCAGACGAAACGAAUUAUUCAUGCUUGUUGUGUAUUAUGCAGCUUGUGUUUACUUCUAUAAUUGGCCUCCGUACAAUUAGACAGUUGUUCAGUUUGUAGUUGUUCCAUUUGUUUACGAAAAUGGAAUCCAUCUUUUCCAUCUCCGUUAACUCGGGGUGGGGCUUUGAUAUCUCCUUGAUCAAAUAUGGAAGAAGUUCAUUCAAUGAUAUUGAAGAAUAUUUGAGUCAUUCAGCAUUUAUUGUAUUGUAUUCCAGAAUCGAAGCACAUUUAGGCUUCAAGAUUCUUGAAAAAUAAGCCUUUACUCUUCUGAUAUUCUGUUACAUAUCAACUGAUCAUAAUGACAAAAAAUAAAUUCUUAAGCCCGAGUAAUGGAGUUGCAAUCAAGGUUGCAGGUAGCACGUUUCCAAAUCUGGACAAACGUUCGCUUUCUCUCCAGAGUAGAAGCUAGCUGUGCAGCUAGCUGUUUUUGCAGAAGAAUAGGACUUUUUUAAAAAAAAGAAUUACUUAUUAUCAUAAGGAAGCUUGUUGUUGAUGAAACUUGGUGUUAAUGAGUAAAGAAAAUAUACAGUAAUUGUCUUAUUAUGAUUAUAUGCACAACAGGGUUACAUGAGCUCGAGUGAGACAUUUAAUCAAGGCGAACUACUGUACGUAGUUAUACAAAUGUAAGUUGAGGGGUUUGUUGUUUUUGAAUGGGUAGCUCUACUUUACGAAACGGCAAAAGGAGAGAUGGAUUCCGUUUGAACGCAGAUUUACCGAAAGGACGUCUACUCUGCACCGCACCGCAGUACCAUCCAGAACACACUCUUCUAGGCGACUAGAACACUUCCUGUUUUCCGUUUCUUCAACCAAUCAUUGGCUAUCAACAUACAAACAUGUCUGGGCAAUUAUUAAACAACAGAAUAAAAUGGAGGUACUCUUAACAUGAAAUAAUAUGAUGCUCAAACAGGAUAUGAUAAUAAUUAAUAAUAUAACACAAGAUUACACAAAUAUGAAAAUUUGAAGAGAGGACAUACGACCAUGCUAAAAAGGUGAUGGUAACAGCGUUGUGUGCACGUUGUGGCACAUGUUUUAUUGAAGUAAACAAGGAGCUCAACGUUCCUUUGGCGUUGUUCUUCUUUAGACCACAAAGUAAUUGAGACUGAAUCAACAACAGUGUCUUCGCUGGCCUCCAUCACCAACAAUUAAAUUCCAAUUCAUAAUUGUAAACAAGAAUUCAUGGAUUUACCACAUUUGUUCAUUAUGCCCAUCCCUUUGCGAUCAACCAUUGUUUAGCUUUAUCCUGAUGUAGAUGGUUUUAUUGAGACUAGUCCCGUUUUACUUUCCAUUGCUGUUUGCUGUGGGGGAAAAAACAUGCACUUAUGCUGUUUGUGUCAUAAUGUGUUAAUGUGAUUAUGCUGUACACUAGUUGCUUAAUGCUAAACGCAAGUAGAAGCAAAGCAAAUGAUUUAUUGUGAACAAAGGUGAUGCUUUUUUUAUGUAAAGUACAAUCAUUUCCCGAUAUUUCAGUAAAAUACAUUGUAAUGGAUGAUAAUGGAAUUAAAGAUGCUUUAAA
This is a messenger RNA of Hippocampus zosterae (dwarf seahorse), 3721 nucleotides long. It is a transcript of the gene prox2, whose product is annotated as prospero homeobox 2. Bases 1 to 1998 code for a protein of 665 amino acids. Gene Ontology annotation, molecular function: RNA polymerase II cis-regulatory region sequence-specific DNA binding; DNA-binding transcription factor activity, RNA polymerase II-specific. The record is from RefSeq and is a predicted model, not a curated record. Lineage: Eukaryota; Metazoa; Chordata; Actinopteri; Syngnathiformes; Syngnathidae. The transcript is spliced from 4 exons. Gene Ontology annotation, biological process: regulation of transcription by RNA polymerase II. Gene Ontology annotation, cellular component: nucleus.